This is a messenger RNA of Osmerus eperlanus (European smelt), 926 nucleotides long. It is a transcript of the gene ostn, whose product is annotated as osteocrin. The record is from RefSeq and is a predicted model, not a curated record. Gene Ontology annotation, biological process: hormone-mediated signaling pathway. The transcript is spliced from 4 exons. Bases 181 to 582 code for a protein of 133 amino acids. Gene Ontology annotation, molecular function: signaling receptor binding. NCBI's taxonomy places the organism in Eukaryota, Metazoa, Chordata, Actinopteri, Osmeriformes, Osmeridae.
AACCAAGAGAAAUGAUGUCAGAGGCAUCGCGACCACCGAUUGGAGUGGAGAUUCCUGAGGAGAGCCUAUAAAAAGCCAGGAAAGUCAACAUCAGGAACAAACAAAGGGAGGGAAAAGUGGAACGUGAGAAAUUCAAGGAACUUUCAGCAGCCUGUGUGGGUGAUCAAGACUUGACAAAAGAUGCUGGACUGCAGUUGUGUGCUUCUAUCCUGUCUUCUGAGCAUGACCCUGUUCCAGUGCAGUGUUGACAGCCUGCGGUUGAGCCAGGAGAGUCCAGAGUAUCUUGACCGGAUGCCUCUGGGGGACUCAGACCCACAGCAGGCCUUCUCCAGUGAAGGCAAGGCAGUGCUGACGGCCAAGCUUCUGCUGCUGGACCACAUGGCCCGCCUGGAGAACGAGGUCAUUGAGCCCAAGAGGAAGAGAAGCUUCCCUGGGUCCAACACGCCACUGGAUCGCCUCUCCAUAAGCACCAUGGAUCCUAAGGGCUCCAAGCAGAGGAAAGUGGUAGAGCUACCACGAAGGAGAGUGAGUGUUCCCAUCGACAGGAUUGGAGUAGGUCGUCUACCCAGCAGCCGAGGGUAGAGGGCUCGUCCAAGCCCCUGAUCUAGAUAGGUAUAGAAUGGACACGCCACAAACCGCACAGCACAGCAGAGCUUACAGUGAAACCAUGGAGAACUCUUAACUCAUAAAGUGGAGCCUUAAAAUAACAUCUCUAACAGCACUAGAGACAUGACAUUAAACAAGUGUAUCCCUGUUUGCUUUCUCUGUCUACAGGGAAGCCAUCACAGAAGGAUGAUGCAUGUAAAGCACACAGCCUCACCCCCCCCUGCCUCCUACUUCCAUCAGCCUACAUAUAUUUUGGCAGAAAUGACCCCCCACUCCCUGCCCACCAACACACAUACACCACUCCUUCAGAUACAACUGAU